Messenger RNA from Hemiscyllium ocellatum (epaulette shark), 1645 nucleotides. RefSeq names its product protein BTG2-like. Gene Ontology annotation, cellular component: cytoplasm; nucleus. The coding region runs from base 248 to 697 and encodes 149 amino acids. Gene Ontology annotation, biological process: negative regulation of mitotic cell cycle; negative regulation of cell population proliferation. The record is from RefSeq and is a predicted model, not a curated record. NCBI's taxonomy places the organism in Eukaryota, Metazoa, Chordata, Chondrichthyes, Orectolobiformes, Hemiscylliidae. The transcript has 2 exons.
AGCGGCAGCGCCGUAGAGGGGCCAGACUCGCUUAGAGUCAUCCGAGCAAGUAUCUUAUAGUAGAUACACUGGGAGCGCCCGGAGUGCAGCGAGCGAUUCGCACUGUCUCCAGGGCGUUUUGCAGAAUUGCACUUUUUGAAGCUCCGUGUCUUUAUUGCUCCUUUUAUUUUUGUUCCGUUAAUAAAGCCGCCUUGUCUGGCGCUGGUUCCGAGUCGAGCUCCUCUUGUCGCUUUCAGCCGGGUUGGUUAUGACGAUGGAGAUCGCGGCUGCUGUGGGUUUUGUCAGCAGACUCCUGCGCAACACGGGUUUAGUGAGCCCGGGCCAGCUACAAAUCUUCAGCCACUCGCUACAGGACGCCUUGGCAGAGCACUACAAACAUCAUUGGUUUCCAGACAAGCCGUGCAAAGGCUCGGGUUACCGGUGUAUCCGAAUAAACCAUAAAAUGGACCCCUUGAUCGGAAAAGCUGCCAACAGAAUAGGUCUCAGCAGCCAGCAAUUGUUCAAACUCCUUCCCAGCGAGCUGACUCUGUGGGUCGACCCCUAUGAGGUUUCUUACCGCAUAGGUGAAGAUGGGUCCAUCUGUGUCCUGUAUGAAGCACCGCCGGCCAAUAACCUGGGGAUGUUGACCUGUAAAAACGAGUUGAUGAUGGGCAGAACCAGCCCUUCCAAAAACUACUGGAUGGCAGUUUCAAGCUGAGAGGCACUUUAAUGCAACUGAGCAAUAUAUACCAUAAGUGGAGUUUUCUUAAAAAUGUGGCUUUUAGUAAAAAUUACUUGACCCUGAUUUUUAAUUUUAAAAAUCGACCUGCCUAAGCAAGUAUGUUAAGGUAUAAUUAGUUAUCUGGAUGGGGACUUUCCAAAGGAACAUCAAAUGGUGUGAUCCUCUGAUGAAACUAUUACAAACCUGGCAUAGUUUCAUGAGUGGGUUGUACAGAGUAAGUAACCAAAACUACUUUAGCUGAGUAAACUUAAUAUUCUGAUUUGAGGAUAGGAUGUUACGGACUCAUCACACAUGGUUGAUGCCUAAUCAAAACUUUUUUAUAUUCUGAAAUUCUAACGUUGAGCGUUGGAAACAACUAAUAAAGCACUGAAAAUGAAGAACACUUUAAAGAUUUCUGACUUAGAAGGAUUACAACCAUGAUGUAUUUUGAUCACAAGACAAAAGUAAGCUGUUUUGAAUCUUAAACUUUUUUAAAACUUCAACAUGGCUGUUUUUAUAAAUCUGUAUAACAUUGUUUGCUGUCCCCUCAAAGCAGAAUAUACAGUCAGACUUUUUUUAAAAAUCCUAGCUUUUUGACUUGUAACUCAGUAUUGACCUACAGUGAAAUACAUUUUACAUAUCUCUUUUUUUUUAAAGGGACACUGCCUUUUGGUCUAAGCUGUGAACUGAUUCCUGUAGGUUAUUGUAAAACUGACUUUGUGAAACUCUGCAAAGCCUCUUUUCAAAUGAGAACUUAAGGGAAAAAUCACUUUUGGUAGCAUAUUGUGCAGAUCUGGAUAGUUUGUCUGUACAUAAUUUUUUUUGACAGUCUGUAAGCUAUGUGAAUCUGAACUGUGUACAUUUUUCUUAAAUAUUGUACAGCUGUAUUGAAGAAAUUGUACAGUUUUCUAUAAGUUUUAAUUAAAGCAUACUUUUCAAUGGAAA